UCAAUGUUUGUCUGGUGUCUGGAGUGCAAAAUGGUAUUAGAUUCUAGUGGAAACAUCGAAUGAUACCCACGUACUCGUUAAAGAUCCCGAUUGGCAAGCGCGGAGGACGCGGUACCCUUACAAGAAGUCAGUCGCUCACACACACGUACUCGUCUACACCUUGUACAGGCUGGAGGGGUUUAUCAGCAUUCAGUAUUGCUUUGCUGGCACUGUUACACACUUUACUUCACUCUCGUCUGAGUGUUACCAUUAGUGUUCAUUUAUCUAUCUCGUUCAAAAACCAUGCGAGCUUCUAAAAAGUCUAUAGACUUAAGAAACUGUUAAUCUUGCAGGCGGAAAUUACUAUAUAAUUAUCCUGUUGAAUCUUUCGUGUUUUCAUUGUGUUAUCGUUUAAUUUUCACCCGAGAAGUUUAUUUAAUAAUUAGUUUAAAUUAUUUUUUCGCGCCUAACUAGUGACCAGUGUAGUUAAGGACUCAUUGAAGUGUUACUUUUUUUUUCAACUUCGUGCUGGAACAAAAUUCUUCACGAUUUUAUAGUACAGGAGCUUUACAAUGCCACCAGAUUUUCACAGAUAUCACGACGGCUACGAUAACACGCUGAUACCGAUAUCUUGAUUGUGUACGCCAGUCGAGUAUUGUCUUCGGGGAGGUCUCGUGUCGCUUUUAACUUCUCUGUAUAUUUACAAUGGAUGCCAACGAGUUGUUAUUGUAUUUCGCGAUAGCAGGCGGUGUAACCGCGGGUGCUCUCCUGUUGCUCUUCAUUUUAGUGUUCGUACUAUUUGUCAAAGUGAAUCGAUUAAGUACAGACGGCAAAAAUUGUUUUACUAAGUCGAUGAAAUUGUUCAGGUCCAAUCAACUGAAUAGACAAACGAGUAUGAUGGCGGACUUUUGUUACACAAAUCCGACGAUUGUCCCAGGGGAAUUGUUGUCCCGUCGUGGAUUCUCGAUGUACAGCGGUUCCGAAAAUUUUAACGAUGAUUUUGGAACGAAGAAAGACUAUCAUUAUGGGACUUAUCACGAGGCACGAUCGAAAUUUUAAUAAUUAAUUGUGUUUGUAACAUAUAGAUCAUAUCAGUAAGUUAAGAGAUUCAUUAAUUUAGUGUAAUUCAUUAGGUCCACUUUAUAGUGAAUUGAAACCACAUUUGAUAUAAAUGAUAUUUAUACAUAUGGUUUCUUUAAAAGAAUUAGUUUUCAGCUGAACAGCAAAAAGAUAUUUCAUAAAACGGUGAUUAAUGAAGAUAAAUCUGUACUUAAUUUGUUUUUUCUACGAAUGAUAAUGACUCUCAGAGAAAUCAUAUUGAUAGUGGUACACUCAGUUGCUAGCAGAUGACGCCAUAUACAUUAGUCACUCAGGGAAAUAGAAUGAUAUGUGUUCAUAGUUGAUAAGAAUUAAAUGGUUCUCUAUAUAUACAGUAUAUAGACUAAUUAAAGUUACUAAAAAAUAUUACAUAAAUGUCAACUAUUCAUUAGUCUCUUUAAUUAUUUAUUUUCCAUCUCUCAACAUCGAUUUUAUUCCAAAGGUCUGUAUACAGCAUUUGUUUCGUUUGUAACGUGUAUAUUAUUUAUAAUAAAUGUUAUCAUGUUACAGA
Messenger RNA from Osmia bicornis bicornis, 1588 nucleotides. RefSeq lists its product as uncharacterized. The record is from RefSeq and is a predicted model, not a curated record. The transcript is spliced from 3 exons. Bases 685 to 1038 code for a protein of 117 amino acids. Lineage: Eukaryota; Metazoa; Arthropoda; Insecta; Hymenoptera; Megachilidae.